AUGUACUGGCCUAUUGGUGCGCCCAAAACGUAUGCUGCUUCUAAGCGUAUAGUCCGCAGCGCCAAUUCACCCUCUACCGACCCUGAUAGUCCCGACAAGCUCGCCAUUACACCACUCUCGCCCGAUGCUGGACAACUCACGCCCUUGGUCCUGGAGCACGAGCAGACGCCUUUUGACAAUGCGAUUGCACCGACGCCUUCCACGGAAGAGAACAAUGGCGCAGAAGAGCAGGAAAUAGUGGACAUCAAAACAUCCCGCGCUGGCAAUAUAUUCACCACCAUCACUUCUUCGUCGCUUAGUGUAUGGCAGACUAAGCCUACUGCUCUGCUCGCCACCGUCACAAGGUCGAAUCAUUCGCUGCAAACAUAUGGCCCGAACACGUCUCUCCUGCUGCGCCCGGAUGCCCUCAUAGUCAUUGUGCAGACUCAGAAAGGCUUCCUCAUUACAUACUCCCUGGCCAUUGACUCGGCCGCUCGAGUAUACCAGACUUCUAUCUACACUGCUUCUGGAUCCCACGUCCGACGGCCAAGCAAUGAAGCAUACAGUAAGAGGCCCAAUCUUGCCCCUGAGGGAGGACCUGCAGAAGGGGAAGGCAUCAAGGAAGUCAGUGUGCGCUUUCGCAUGGUGAUCCGGAUAGACGCUGGAAUUUCACAAGCCCUCGUGCUCGAUGAUGAGCUUGUUGUAACCACUGUCAAACCUGCAGCUGUCCAGUGCAUACGGUGGACACCAGACAGCUCCGGCUCUUCUCACAGUACUGAGCUUCUCAAGCGGAUGACCUGGCUGAUCGGAAAACCUUCUGUCAUAGACAUGUCAUACGAUAGACCCAUGAACCUUCACACUUGGGUGACAGAUGAUGGAAGAGCGUAUGCAGUACAGCGAUUGUCUGGAGCCCGUGUUGACUCUACCAACCUCAAAAGUCUGUUCAGAGGUUUCUGUUUCCAUACUCCGGUGCACCUGGGCCUCUUUGCAACAAAAUCUGCAAUCAAUGCUCGUUUUUCUCUGAUAGCUAUCGGAUGUUCAAACGGCACAAUCCAAGUUUACUCUGCAAAGGACUAUCUGGGCAACAUACCACGAUCGCACGAACUCAAAUUACCCGUGUCAGAAGCAUCUUCUGGCAAUCUGACAUUCUUGAGCUGGUCUCCGGAUGGAUACUGUCUCUUUGCAGGCUAUGAUCAAGGAUGGGCAAUAUGGAGUGUUUAUGGUAAGCUAGGUGCAAACACUUUUGGCGCAGAUCGAUCAAUGUCGGAAACCAAUGACGAAGAAUGGCUUUGCGGCGUGCGCUCUGGCUUCUGGGUUGGUGGUGGCGCGGAGAUACUGCUCCUUGGUCCAAGCAGACGCGAGCUGCAUGUCGUCGAGAUGAUGCGUAGCAGUGUAACAAGCUGUUUUGCAAUGCCCAACAUCUCCAGAUCCCUGCUGCAAGGAAGCACUAGCUUGAUGCUGUACAGAGGAUUCGAGACUUCGGAUCACACAACCAUAUCUGGUGAUAUCUCCUUGUGGCAGACUGUACAAGUCCCACAAGCCUAUCUUGCAUACCAAUGGCCACUCCGACUCAGCGUCGUUUCUGCUGACGCGAGAUAUCUUGCCGUAGCUGGAAGACGAGGGUUGGCACAUUACAGUGUUGGUAGUGGGCGCUGGAAAACGUUCGAGGAUCCCAUCGCUGAAAACAGCUUCACCGUACGAGGUGGCAUGUGCUGGUGGCAACACAUUCUUGUGGCUGCUGUGGAGUCUGGCAGUAGUUACGAGAUACUGCCCUACCCAGUAGUCUGCAUGGCUACGUCUGGGGAAGAUUCUCUCUUGGUGUAUACUUACGAGAACGUCCUGCUUCAUUACAUCUUCGUCUCAUCGUCCAAGACAGUCAGACUGGCACAGGUCGGUCAAAUCGCCUUUCAUGGUAUAAUUAGAGCACCACCACGUGUUCGUGCUAUCAGCUGGAUUCUCCCCGAGGAGCAACGCGGUAUGUCUUCGAUGCUUGUGUCCUUUUCAAGCCGCUUACACAUGCCACUUNNAGACAAUGGCGAUCCGUCACACGAUGUUGCUACAGCUUCCGUACUGUUCUUGGUUGACGCCAAGUUGGUUCUGCUACAGCCUUCAGCAAACGAACACGGCGAGCUCAAGUAUGAUAUGCGUGUUAUUGCUCACAAUGUGGAGUUCUACACACUGUCUAGAGAACAGCCACCUUCUAGAUCACCAUCAAGUCCUCUUGAUGACAACCCUGAUAACAGCUAUCUACCUGCAGGUGCUCUGGGCCACAGCUUGCGCGACUCUCUGUGGUAUUUCGAUGGCACAUCAAUGCACGCAUGGCCUGAUGUUCUCGAUGUGCUUUCCUCUGCUCUUACGGAGCAUGGACGUGAGGUAGCUCCUACUGUCGCUAUCGCAACAGACUUUUAUCCACUUUCUGCGAUCGUGGAGAAAGGACUUCUCACUGGUCUCGAGUCGGAUUUAGUUCAACGUCGCGACAUCAAUUUCGCGUUCUACCGUCUCAACCCACGCACUCACUUGUCGAUACCGUCUCUUCUACGACAUCAUCUAGCGCAGUACGAUUCACCCGCGGCGCUUCAUCUCUCGCAUUCUUACCAGAAGCUCCCUUACUUCAAUCAUGCUUUGGAAGUGCUCCUGCAUGAUGUCCUGGAUGACGAGGUUGAUGCUCCGCCUGAGUCGUCAGAGGCAGCACUUCUUCCUGGCGUCUUGUCGUUCCUCUCCUCGUUCCCAAAAUAUCUUGAUAUUGUUGCUGGAUGCACGCGCAAGACAGAGUUGCGAAGCUGGAAAACCUUGUUUCGCUAUCUACCACCUGUUGCUGAGUUGUUCGAAGAGUCCCUCCAGAAAGACAUGCUCAAGACGGCAGGAAGUUAUUUGUUGAUUCUGCAUGCUUUCGAUGAAGGUAGCUUCAGUGCGCGUCAGACAUCUACUCUGUUCAAGAGAGCUAGGGAAGAGGGCGACUGGGAUCUCUGCAAAGAACUCGCUCGUUUCUUGGUAGGGAUUGACGAGACGGGAAACCUUCUGAAAAGUGUGCUUUUUCGAGCUGGGCUGAGGGGCACGGAGCCUCAUAAUAGCUACAGCUCCUCGGACGAAGAUGUCAGCGGGCCUUUUCACGGCGCCAAUGCCUCCAAUGGCGCCGCAAUUGAGACACCUGACAGGUCUGGGAGUAACAGUAGUGACGGCAGCAUCAUCAAUGCCGGUCGCAAUCUUGGUUCAUCCACACAGGACUAUUUUGCUGACCCAGCAGGAUACCCAUGA
Molecule: messenger RNA, 3234 nt
Organism: Aureobasidium uvarum
Lineage: Eukaryota; Fungi; Ascomycota; Dothideomycetes; Dothideales; Saccotheciaceae
Source: the annotation of a GenBank genome assembly